AUGCCUGUGCUUGGCCCGGAGAGGAGGCUGCUGGCUUCCCUCAGCUCCGCGCCCCCAGCCGCCCCCCGCCUCGGGCUGGCCGCCAACCAGACCAACCAGACGGGCCCCCAGUGCCUGGAGGUGUCCAUUCCCGACGGGCUCUUCCUCAGCCUGGGGCUGGUGAGCCUCGUGGAGAACGUGCUGGUGGUGGCCGCCAUCGCCAAGAACCGCAACCUGCACUCGCCCAUGUACUACUUCGUCUGCUGCCUGGCCGUGUCGGACCUGCUGGUGAGCGUGAGCAACGUGCUGGAGACGGCCGUGCUGCUGCUGCUGGAGGCGGGCGCCCUGGCCGCCCAGGCCGCCGUGGUGCAGCAGCUGGACAAUGUCAUGGACGUGCUCAUCUGCGGCUCCAUGGUGUCCAGCCUCUGCUUCCUGGGCGCCAUCGCCGUGGACCGCUACGUGUCCAUCUUCUACGCGCUGCGCUACCACAGCAUCGUGACGCUGCCCCGCGUGGGGCGGGCCAUCGCGGCCAUCUGGGCGGGCAGCGUGCUCUCCAGCACCCUCUUCAUCGCCUACUACCACCACACGGCCGUCCUGCUGGGCCUCGUCAGCUUCUUCGUGGCCAUGCUGGCGCUCAUGGCGGUACUGUACGUCCACAUGCUGGCCCGGGCCUGCCAGCACGGCCGGCACAUCGCCCGGCUCCACAAGACGCAGCACCCCACCCGCCAGGGCUGCGGCCUCAAGGGCACGGCCACCCUCACCAUCCUGCUGGGCGUCUUCCUCCUCUGCUGGGCACCCUUCUUCCUGCACCUCUCCCUCGUCGUCCUCUGCCCCCAGCACCCCACCUGCGGCUGCGUCUUCAAGAACGUCAACCUCUUUCUGGCCCUCGUCAUCUGCAACUCCAUCGUGGACCCCCUCAUCUACGCCUUCCGCAGCCAGGAGCUCCGCAAGACCCUCCAGGAGGUGCUGCAGUGCUCCUGGUGA
Sus scrofa (pig) is the source of this 963-nucleotide messenger RNA. It is a transcript of the gene MC1R, whose product is annotated as melanocortin 1 receptor. Lineage: Eukaryota; Metazoa; Chordata; Mammalia; Artiodactyla; Suidae. Gene Ontology annotation, biological process: G protein-coupled receptor signaling pathway. Gene Ontology annotation, molecular function: melanocyte-stimulating hormone receptor activity. The record is from RefSeq and is marked provisional. Gene Ontology annotation, cellular component: membrane.